Messenger RNA from Cynara cardunculus var. scolymus (artichoke), 4751 nucleotides. Its product is annotated as Fanconi anemia group I protein. The record is from RefSeq and is a predicted model, not a curated record. NCBI's taxonomy places the organism in Eukaryota, Viridiplantae, Streptophyta, Magnoliopsida, Asterales, Asteraceae. Gene Ontology annotation, molecular function: DNA polymerase binding. The transcript has 13 exons. The coding region runs from base 1 to 4182 and encodes 1393 amino acids. Gene Ontology annotation, biological process: DNA repair.
AUGACCACCGCUAACCACCGUAACACCCAGCCGUCCCUUACACCGGACGACAUAAUCCGCUUAGCUCAAUACCACACCACUGCUCCCCUCCACCCUUUCCUCCUCUCUCCAACUUCUCACGACACCCUUGUCUCCCACCUCCACACACUCCCUCCCUCCGCCGUCUCCGAAUACACCUCAUCUCUCCUCUCUCUCCUCUCGCCAUCUCCUUCUGUAUCUACAUCUACAUCUACAUCUACCCUACUCACAUCUCUCCUUAAUUCAUACAUCAAUCUCUUCAAUUCCAACAAAAUACCCCACGAUCGCCAUUCUCUUAAAACCUUACAACUCUUCACUGCUCAUCUCGAUAACAUCCCCAUCACCCAACUACAAUCAAUAUCAGAUUCAAUCGUUUCUCGCCUUUCGCAAAUCAACACCGAUCCAGAUGAAUCCCAGCUUCUUGACUUGCUUCCCAAGUGUUUCAACAUCAUAUUCAACUCUACUGAGAUUGAUAAACCUCGGGAUUCAGUGAAUGCGCUGUUUGAUCGUAUCCUAGAUUGUAAUUGGUCAAGGGUUUUGUUGGUGAAACUGGUUUCCAUAAGUCGCGACUUCCAAUUUGUUGACAAGGGACGUGGGAGACAGUUUGCAGAGAAGGUGUUUGAUAACAUGCAUUGUGUAGAACUGCAGGAUCUGCCUUCAUUAGUUUAUCAGCUAUUGGUUUUGGCUUCAAAAGGGUUUAACAAGAGGGAAAUAAUAAAAGGCAUUGUUUUCUUCUUUGGAACUAAAAUGCAUAUGAAGAAGACGAGCUAUAAUAUCGUUAGGGAAGUUGAAGGGACUGCAUUGUUGUAUGUCAAUUUCGCCGUAAAGCAAGACCCUUCGUUGGGACAGGAAGUUAUGGGGCUUGUGAGGUCAGAUCUUCAAGUGAUAGAUCAUUUUGUUGUCGGGCUAUUGCUGUCAAUAGCAAGAAUUAGGAGGUACCGAGAGAGCUCAAUGGGAACACUCAAAACAGCUCUGAGCACUGCUUACAAGGAUUACAAGUUUUCCAGGCAUUGCAAAUGGUUACCUGAUGGCUUAAAGGAGGAGUAUCUACAGAAUGCCAUAUUGACAGAGAAAGCAGUGCUAAGAGCUGUUAAUGAGAGCAAUUAUGGAAGAGAGCAUAUUGUUCCUAGCAUAGUGCAGCUGGGCUUUGUGUUGCUAGAAUCAGUGGAGGAGAUAAACCUAAAAGAACUUGAAAACACUGGUCUUGUGGGUUCUCAAGAGCUGGGGAUUCAGAUGCUACAAAGUUUAUUUGAAGUUCAUGAUAUGGCAAGGAAUGAGAUAAUCGAGCAAUGUAAAUUCCGAAUCCUUUCUCUUAAGCCUGAGCAAAGUUUAGUUAUCAUAAGAUUACUUGGUAGCCUAGUGCAGAACUAUUCCUAUCCGAUGUUAGAAUAUGUUUCACAUCUGAAGGAAUUGUUAGAUUAUUUUGGUUUCAUGCACAACAAGGUUGCUUCCCACCUAAUUAAUGUUCUAUUACCACUCAUCAAGUUCAGUCAUAACCUUCAGGAUUACAUCAUCUUGGUGGUGCGCAAAGCUAUGUUUAGACGAGAUGAUCACAUUCGCCUAGCUGCAGCAGGAGCCAUUAUCAAUGUAAUUUUAGCAGAAAAACGAUCGAAACAAAAUAGGCCAUGUCCUUAUCAGGAAUCCUCCAGCCAAGCUAGUAGUAGUCAAGUACCUGCAAUACCACAUGGAAUGGGCAGUGAUCUUUUCAAAGAACUCAGUGGUCUAUUACAACGAUGUCUCUACCAGCAGGCCAAAGUGAAAGAGAGAAUUUACUGGGGGCUUCUAAAGCUGGUGCUGGUUGAUCCAUUAACUGCAGGGGAAGUUUUUGAUUUUCUCUUGCCUCACUUUCUACAGUACUACAAAGAAGAUGGUCAACUUGGUAUAAUCCAGAGUAUUAAGAUGGAGAAUGGCAAAGUUUGUAUAGUAGAACCACUAGAUGAUCUUCUAUCUUGUGUCUCAUGGAUUCUUAUCCUUCAGCCACAGGGAAAAUCUGACAUUCGCUCAGAUUCAUGGGAUUCUUUUGGUUUCUCACUUACACAAGACACUGAGCAGGCAGGAGGAACAUUUUCUGGUGAGUUGUUUUCCAGUGCUUUAUUGACAAUUCGCAAGCUUCUAAGAAAUGAAAAUUUGGAAGGCUUACUUGGUCAGAUGAAGGAUCCGGCCUCUACACCCCAACAAGGAGAGAGAUACAAAUACAGUGCUCAGAUUCUAUCAGGUGUUAUUGAGGUGAUAUUGAAUACCCUUGCUAUUGAAUUGGAGAAGGCAACUAAUGAUAAAAAGAUUGAUUUGGAGAAAGAAUUCGUUGAUCUUGUUGAUCUGUACGGGUCCUUAGAGAAGUAUACUUCUACGUCCGCACAAAGUACACAAAGUAAUGGUACUAGAAAAGGGAUAGCUCGGUCUUCUGCUCUCUGUCUAACAUAUAAAAAUGAGUCGGACAACAUGAAGUCUUUUAAAGAAAGAGCUUCUUUUUUGGCAACUCCUAGCAUUCAUCAGUUGUUUCAAACAUCGUUUGAACUGUACAAGAAUGAUGCUGUGAAGAGUGUCACAACUUCCCAGGUGCAUAGUCAGGCAACUAGCAAUUCACCAAACCAACAUUCUAGACUCUUCUAUUUCAUUUUAAAUGUCACCCUUUGCCAGACAAAAUCUUUUUCUUAUGUGGCAAAAGACGAUCCACUGAAGGCUUUGAUCCAUGGGGAUAUUAAGGUGCUAGGACCACCCUUGUUGAAAUUGAUCUGGUUGCUCAUGUGGCCAGAUCAAAAGAAAAAGGACGCCAAUGGGAAAAAGGACAAUGAAGAUAGAAAGGGUCUUAUUUUCUUAGCUCUUAUGUGCUUGAAGGAACUGCUAAAGGUCAGUUCACAAAAUCUAGACGAGAUGCGAGAAAUUGAAGACAUGCUGGCGCAUGCCGUAGGUGAGGAUGCAUCAAGAGAUGUUCUUGAAGCUGAAGAUGAUGACAAUGAACAAGUGAAUGGGAUCAACAAUCAAAGGGAAGAACUCUUCAUCACAAAAAUUGUGAAACCAUUGUUCUCUGAGCUUCUUCAUGCAAAGUUUUAUCAUGAAGUUGAGAUCUUGUGUGAUAUCACCAAUAUGAUUGGGAGCAUGUCUAGUGUAAGGAGUAACCUUCUCGGUGCCUGGGCAAUAUAUAUUUGUAAAACUAGUGAUGUAGCAAACCCAAAGAUUGCAAAAAGUGUAGUCACUUUAGCACUAUCAUGUACUCGGGCUCCAAAUGAUAUGAUUCUUGCUUGUGACAUGGCACUGGAGCUAGUAAAAACAAUGGGAUCAGAAAGGCAGACUCUGUUGGAGAAGUCCAAAAUUUAUGCUAUAAUAAACCGUUCAACAGAAACUGCUAUAGCAUCUGUGCUUUUGCAGUUAGCUGAAUCAGUAAUUAUUGACAUGGACCGACUCAGUAUGAAGCUGAAGGCAUACUUGACUGGCGCUUAUAAAGUGAUAUCACUUGAUCAUGAUGGGAAACAGAACCCAUAUUUCACAUUGGAAGAUACUCUGUACCAGAGGGCUGAAGCUGUGGUGGAAUUACUUUCUUCUUUUGUGGUGAUGAACCUCAAGGAUCCUCAAGCCGAGCAUCUACUGAGAUCUGCUGCUAAAUUCUACAAGAACUUAGCUAGGCUCUCAAAAUUCCAUAUUGCACCUAAAGGUUGCAAGCAAAUCUUACCCAGCCUCAAGUGCCAGAGGCUUGUGGAAGUGACUUGCAAGCAGCUAACAGAACCUUUGUACAAGUUUGUGGAAAUGAUGCAACAGAAACAACAAGACAGCAGAGCAAGUAAAGGAAGCAUAAACAAGAUCAAAAGGGAGAAUAGAUGCAUCCCGGAUUUGAUAUUUCAGAUAGAAGACUACGAGAAGUAUCUCAUUCUACUUAGCAAAGCUAGCAAAAUGAACUUGUUAAGGCAUGCAAAGCGUAGCACUGCCAGAGAUUUUAGAAUACUUGACCCACAAGAGCAAGAAGAUGGGGCUAACCAGGAAGCUCAACCAGAUGAGGGUGCAGCUCAAGAUGAUUUGGUCCAAGACUCUGGAGAUGCAUCAGAAAAGGCAUUAUCACCUGAAACAGGAAGCACACUGGCUGCAGCAGAGGAUUCUGAUGAGAAUAUGAUUCCCAGUGCGAAGAGAAAAAAACUGGGUAGAAUUGUUCAUGACUCGGAUGAUGAAGCAUAAAGAGUCGUGUGAUGAAGAUUAUUUGUAUAGUAAACUAUUUUAAGUUUCUUAAUCCGAGCUGUGACAGGACAGUCGAUAACAUAAAGUACACCUGGCAACUAACCAUGUAUUAUGAUUGGCGGCUGCAGCCUUUUGUUAGGGUUAAGCAAGGUAACCUCAGCUGACUUAGAAAAAUAGAGUUCUAGUAUUAUUGACUCUUACUUCUUUUUCCUUUGGCAACUACUGAGAGGAUGUGUAUCCUAUCAGCAACACCAUCAACUUCAACUCGUUUGUCUGAUUACCAACUAAGCUCCAAUUGGCAUUGCUUCAAUAAGACUAUUCAAGAUUCACUUGGGCAACUAAUUGUGUCUAAUAAUCUAAACAUUGGCUUCAACUUAGAAAGGAAGACCCCCACAACCCUCUCAAAAACAACUAGUUUGCAUAGUCCAUAGAAAAAUAAUUCACAACGUUUUCAAGUGCAAAAAUAGCAGUUGUAGCAGAUCUUGGAUGGAUUGUUGGUGUGGAACUUUGCAUUUGUUUCGUAUUCGAUAUCAUACUUAACCUUUUUGUCUUUUUUGUUCCAACCACAA